UUGGCUUCGGAGAUGUAAGGCGGGGUAGACGCAGUCCCUCACUUUCUGCGUCUUAAGAUGGGAGCAGAGAAAACUGCUGCCCAAAGAUCAUAGAGCGGAGCUGAUCUUUGCUGCUGCUGCUGCCCUCUGGGCGGCGCGGUCGCCCUUCUGCAGAUGAGCUACAGCUGGAGGUAAAGAUCCUAUAGCGAAGAUCCAAAGCUCCGCUAUAGGAUCUUUGGUUGGAGGGACCAUGAGAUAACCGGGACCACGUUAGAACAGUCGAGCGGGUGGAAGGAACGGAGGGAGCGGAACGUUCGGACGGACAAGGGGGGGAGUGGAACGUUGAGGAGCGGAACGUUCGGAGGGACAAAGGGGAAGUGGAACGUUGAGGAGCGGAACGUUCGGAGGGACAAAGGGGAAGUGGAAUGUUGAGGAGCGGAACGUUCGUAGGGACAAAGGGGAAGUGGAACGUUGAGGAGCGGAACGUUCGAACACCCGACCGAGGACAAACACGCUGCUCGCAAUUUUGUGGUUUCUCUUGCGUUCCUUUGGAGUAAUCAUGAUCACUCCUGCCUUUGAAUUAAGUCAAGAUGCUAACUUCCUCACUAUCGUAAUCCACGUACCAUAUGCAAGAGUUAAUGAAGUUGACUUGUACAUCGAUGGAGUGGACUUCAAAUUUUAUGUCAAGCCAUACUUCUUAAGGUUGACACUUCCAGGAAAGAUAGUGGAGGAUGGAAGAGAAGAGGCUUCAUAUGAUGUAGAUGCAGGAAUUUUUACCAUAAAAGUUCCAAAAGAAACUGCUGAAGAAUAUUUUGAUGGAUUGGAUAUGCUGACUGCACUGCUGGCACCGAAGGGUUCAAGAUCUGCAAAGCCACUGGUGGAAGAUCUAGGACAGUCCGCCAAUGCUGAAAUUGAAGAGGAAGAGUUUGACUGGGAAGUUGAGCAAACACCCAAUGGAGAAUCGGAAAAAGUAUUAAACUCAGACUCAUCGUACGGAUUUGGAAAUCUAAGAUCAGGAGUCUUCCAAAGACUGCAGCAUGAGCUCAGUGAUGUGAUUGACCUGAAGGAGCCUGAUAGCACAACACCAGUGGAACGUCGGCUAAAGCGCUUGGCAGCUGAAGAGGCCAAGUUUGAUUCUGACCAUUAUCUUGCUGACCUGUUUGAAGACGAUGCCAUUCGGCAUCUGUUGAAGCAUCAACCUUGGUGGAGAAACACUCCGAAAGCAAAAGAGGAAGGAAAGGAAUCCCAGGUUGAACCUGAUGAUUCAGCAGAAGCAAGAGGGCAAUGUGUCACAUUUUCUGGAGAAGAAAAGGAGCAACUGCGAAAAUUCACCAACAGAAAUUACCUGCUAGAUAAAGGCUCCAGCCAAAUGGUUUAUACCAGCCUGGUUGACAUACUCCUUGCCUAUGCCUACGAAGUCCGCAGCACUGAAGGGGAAACAAAUACUGAAUCCUCGUGGAAUAUCUGGAAACUGAGCGGAACACUUUGUUGGCUUGAAACUUACCAUUCUCUUCAAGGAGUCAUUGUAUCCUUCAGCAGAAGAGUUUUGUGCUAUCCCUUUUACAGACACUUCCAGCUGGCUCUGAAAGCCAUUGAGGAUGUCGUCUUAAUAGUCCAGUUGGGUAAGGCUGCUGUUUUGAAAUGUUUGCUGGCCAUCCACCAAGUCUUCAGGGAGAGUGAUCCCGCGUACCUCCUCAACGACCUCUACAUCACAGACUACUGUAUCUGGAUCCAGAAAGUGAAGUCGAAGAAACUUGCAUCCUUGGCAGAGUCACUACGGAAUGUAAAGGUCACAAAGAAUGAUUUGGGCUUUGAACUGAAAGAACUGGAGAAAGCGGCACUGUUGGUUCAGGAGGAAGAAAGUCAGAUCAAACGAGGGACGGGUGACUCCCAAUCAUUGCAGUCGGAAAGCGAGGGAGAUGAGGAAUCAAGUUGCUCAUCCUCUGAUACAGGAGAAUCUGAUUCAUCUCAAGGUGAUUUGUCUCACCGCUGUAGUUCUGAAGAAACGGGGAGAAAUGGAUUGCCUCGUGGAGGAGAGACUGACUGUGUGACUGAUAGAGAAGUCACGGAGCCUCUGAUCAAAUUGAGCUGUGGCUUAGAUACUGCACACUCGGCAGGCUCACAGUAUCCAGACAAAUGUGCUCUGGGGGAAGCUCCCUCUGCUAAAUCACCCCCAAGAAGAUUGAUAGAGGAACUCGCAGAUCACUUGCAGUCAGUGGGACUCUCGGAGUGCUGUGAAAAAGCUGCCGCUGAGAAUUCGAAUGCUUCGGUGCACCAGCGAUCUAGUCGUCCUCCUCCGAGCUUGGCACCGCACCAGCAUUUACAGACGGCCUCACAGCAGAGUUUCUUAGAGGUGUCUCCUGAGAGGAAUUGCCUGCUGUUCGUUGCAGGUCCUGAUAAUACCGAGGAUUUUACAAAUCUGGCGUGAAUCCAGGUUGCAUGCUGGAAAGAAAAAUAAACUGAUUUAUAUGUCUAAGCGGCUGAUGCCAGUUAACGUACUUGUGAAAUCACUUCUGAAUUGCAUGCUUCGAGGUUGUGUCGUACAUCACCAAAUUUAUCUACAUAAGCACCUAAUUCCAGUGUAUUUUUUUUUUAACGUAGCUGCUGUUCUAAUUGUGCCCUCCAUUGUGCAGCGGUGACAAAUUGUCGUGCUGUAAAAUGUAACUAUUGUUACUCGGCUUGUAUAUCAGAGUACAUUGAUUCGGAGGAGAGCAACAGCACUUAAAUCUAACCCAUACUUUACCUGUAACAUGAAAUGGUGGCAGAAUGUUGAUAAUUUAAUGAGAAGGUAGAGUUGCUACCUUACAGCUCCAGAGACCUCGGUUCGAUCCCGACUACAGGUGCUGUCUGUGCAGAGUUUGGACGUUCUUCCCAUGACCGCGUGGGUUUUCCCCGGGUGCUCCGGUUUCCUCCCACACUCUAAAGACAUACAGGCUUGUAGGUUAAUUGGCUCCGGUAAAAAAAUUAGAUUAUCCCCAGCGUGUAGGAUAGUUCUAGUGUACGGGGAUCGCUGGUCGGCGCCGACUCGAUGGGCCGAAGGGCCUGUUUUCGCGCUGUAUCUCCAAACUAAACUAAAGAAGUGUGACUAUGGCAUUGCAUCUUGCCCAUGGGCUGAGAUUCUUUCCCCCUGAGGGAUGUUUUAUUGUAAAUGUUCCCUUUGCUAAGGAGAUGGUGACAACGUGAGAAACAGGGAACUUGGAGGAAAGAAGAAAAUACUAAUAUGUCACAGCAGGAGAGAAAAAUAGUCUGCGUGAUCACCAAUGUGAAAUUGCAGCGCCGUGAAUCAAUCCUCUUGUACUAAUGGCGUCAAUCACAUGUAGGCGUUGAAAGGGAUGAAGUGCUUAUUAAAGUUGAAGUUGGAGAUGACUUUGACCUAGAAGGCUCAUUAUUGAAGAGGAUGGGAGCAGACGUUGAACUGGAGCCCUUUGAAUUCAACUAAAUUUUAAUAAUUGAGACUGCAUUGUGAAUAAAAAUAUGAGUUUCUAACUGACAGGAACAUGUUUUUUUUGUCAUGGUCUUGCCUUUUGCUGUGCUGCAAGAUUGAAAUUUGAUCUUUUCCCGA
Molecule: messenger RNA, 3541 nt
Organism: Amblyraja radiata (thorny skate)
Lineage: Eukaryota; Metazoa; Chordata; Chondrichthyes; Rajiformes; Rajidae
Gene: shq1
Product: SHQ1, H/ACA ribonucleoprotein assembly factor
Exons: 12
Coding region: 539-2407 (622 amino acids)
Biological process (GO): box H/ACA snoRNP assembly
Cellular component (GO): cytoplasm; nucleoplasm
Source: RefSeq, a predicted model, not a curated record